CUUUUCUUAUCUUCUCUCGUUGUUGCUCCUGAGCUCCUGAGCUCCUGAAAAAUAACAGAAAAAAAAUCUGACAACAAGAAACAACAUAAUUUUCAGCAUCUGCGCUUCACUAGAUCUAUUAGUUCAUCUGAGGGAUUUGACUAAAUCAAGAUGCUGCUGAUCAUUGAAGCUCUUCUUCUCAUUUUAGCUGCUCUAGGACAGGAUCACAGAGCUGCUGUUGAUGGACAGAUAUUUCCAUUGGACUUCGCACUGAAUUCAGUUGAUAAUCUAUAUGAUGGAUGUACUGUUAAAAUGGCAGACCUGGUGAAGACAAAAUAUCUAGAGAAGGAAAAAUCUGCUUCAGCUGAAUUUAACAAGACUUGGCAAGAAGGUGAAGAGAAUGCAAAGACAGCAGAGGAUAACUUGCAACAGAUUCAUUCAGUCGCCAUUCAUGUGUACACUAACAAAGACUCUAAAGUAUAUAGUAAUUUCACUAGUGCCACUCGUACUGACAAACAAAAAUACAAUGAGGGGACAUUCAAAUGGUAUUCACUUCACUUUCUAUUAACAGAAGCGAUACAGAUUCUGAAGAAAACACAAAAUAGAUGCUAUGUAACUUAUCGUGGUACAAAUGUUAAAUUUGAUGUUCAGAACAAAGAGGUUCGUUUGAGCUCAUUUUCAUCCUCCUCUCUUGAUCGUAAGGUAAUACAGGGUUUUGGAAAUAAAUCUUGUUUUGAAAUCUACACCUGUGAAGGUGCAAAUUUGACAAAAUAUUCAAAGUAUCCUGAUGAGAAAGAGGUGCUGAUUCCUCCAUAUGAGACAUUUAAAGUUACAGAUGUCAGGAACAGAACAGAUCAGCCAGAUCUCUGGUGUGAGACAGUAUUUGUGUUGAACAGCACUGGAAAAACAAGUGACUUGAACUGUGCAUUGUUUAACAGGGGAAACCAUGCUGCUUUCUUUAAUGUUUUACUAAUUUUGCAAUUAUUAUUGUUUACCUGCUAACCAGUUAAAUGUACAUGUUUCUCAUUGUUACUGAACUUUGAAGUGCUUGUCAUGCUUAAUUAAAUCUGAUAUUCUGGGGACAAUUUGAUAAGAUUUAGUAGUGAUUGGAGAAAAUACUUUUCUAAAUUAAUUGGUUUUCUCAAUGUGUUGUCUCAGUUCAAAGUAUUUUUCUUUUUUUUCUUUUUUUUUUUUUUUUUUACAUUUUACAAUUGUGUUGUCUUGUUUCAUCAACACAUUGUGUAUUUUGUAUGAAAUGUUACAACAUGCCCUAUAGGUGGGAGACACUGUAAAGUGAGAAGCAUGUUAUAACAUGCUUACAGUAUGUGACAGUUUAAAACCUGACCUUAUAAUAAAAAAAACAAUAAAAACAAAACAAAACAAGAUAAACUCAAAUAUUGUUUGGGCACAUGCCAAUCAACAAACAACACAACAAAGUCAACAAAAAAAACAUGCAGAUAAAUAGACUCCUCCCUCCACACACAACUCAGAAGACAUCUAGACCGAGAAGAAUGCUGAACACAUUCAGAUUUUGGGGCAGCCUAAUGGUAAGAGAGUCAGACUAGAAACCCCAAGGUUGAGGGUUCAAUUCUCAAUACUGGCAGGAAAAUGUUGGUGAGGCUACAGCGCUCUCUUCCCUCCUAAACACCCAUGACUGAGUUGCUGUUGAGCAAGGCACCUAGCUCCCAAUAAUUUCCCAGAUCAGUAGGGGGUGCUGCAGCACC
Messenger RNA from Ctenopharyngodon idella (grass carp), 1703 nucleotides. Its product is annotated as ecto-ADP-ribosyltransferase 4-like. The record is from RefSeq and is a predicted model, not a curated record. Gene Ontology annotation, molecular function: NAD+ poly-ADP-ribosyltransferase activity; NAD+-protein-arginine ADP-ribosyltransferase activity. Lineage: Eukaryota; Metazoa; Chordata; Actinopteri; Cypriniformes; Xenocyprididae. The coding region runs from base 151 to 981 and encodes 276 amino acids. The transcript is spliced from 3 exons.